Molecule: messenger RNA, 1097 nt
Organism: Esox lucius (northern pike)
Lineage: Eukaryota; Metazoa; Chordata; Actinopteri; Esociformes; Esocidae
Product: asialoglycoprotein receptor 2-like
Source: RefSeq, marked provisional
GAACUAUAACUGUGUACUAAGAGCAUGUGUGAUGUUUCUGGCCUAUCUUAAUACAUGGUCUUUACUCUAAUAGAGGACUUGAAGUGGUGAUGUCUGGGGAAGUUAUUUACUCGAAUGUGACAUUCAUCCAGAAUCAGAAGCAAGCUGCUGGGGCAAAAGGAUGUGUUUUUGGUAAAGCACUGGAACUCGAGGAGAAUGUAACAUACUCUGAGAUCACAAUAGGAGCUGGAAAACAGGGCAAUGUUCAGACAGAAAGCACUUGCCCUGAUAUCCCCGCUCCACCAGUGGAGUCAAAGAUUUUUAUUCCAGAAGGAAGGUUUCGGAGAGUUGUUUUGGUGACCCUGGUGUGUUUAUGUGUUAUAUUGUUGGUCCUGACCAUCACUCUGGGACUUCUCUAUGCUUUAAACAAGAUUCAUCUGAAAGCUGAGCAGGUCCGGAUUAAGGAAUAUCUAAGAAUCCAGAAAGAACAGUCAUCUGAGCUCCAUCACAUUGAGAGGAACCUUUCUGCAGUCAAUGAUCUCCUGGCAAAAGCCCAAGAUGAAAAAAAGUGGUUAUCUUCAGAACUGGAAAACAACACAAGGAACAUUACUGCACUCAACAAUCUUCUGAAAAGUGCCCAAGCGAGACGAUGUGCCUCUGGCUGGGAGUUCUACAAUGGAUCAUGCUACCACUUCUCUGAAGUCAAACUGACCUGGGAACUGAGUCAAUAUGCCUGCAUCCGUGAUGGAGGACACCUGGUCAUUAUAGAGAGUCACCAGGAGCAGGACUUUAUUAGAAUGAAGGUGGGAAACACUGACAUUAAAAACAGCUACUGGAUUGGAAUGACAGACAUGAAGGAGGAGGGAGUUUGGGUCUGGAUGGACAAUACAACCCUUAGUAACAACACCAAGUACUGGGAUCUAAACAAUGGAACAGAUGUCAGUGCCUAUCCAGAACCAAAUAACUGGGAGUCAAGUGAAGACUGUGCCCAAAUGGGUGUGCGCUGUUCUGAUCAAAUCAGUUGUUGGUUUGACUAUGGAUGUAAUAUACCAUCCAAAAGCAUCUGUGAGAGUCGGUCAAUUAAAUAAUAAUCCUGACAAAUAAAAUCCUUUACAUCU